ACGAAAGUGGAAGUAGGACUUAAGAGUACUUAAGACUCAAGACGAAACUUCUAGUCUAAUAGUAAAUAAUGUCGUCUGAGUUAACACUUGAAAAUUUGAAGUUAGAGCUUCAGAAGAAAGAAGAAGAAAUAAAUCGUUUAAAAAAGCUAAUAAGCAAUGAUAUAUCAGAAAAGAAGUUAACUUCUGUCACAGAACCAGGAGAACCAUUCGGUUGUGAAGAAAACAUCUCUAAACUUUCAAAAGAAGAUGUGGCUAGAUACAGCCGGCAACUUAUUUUACCUGAACUUGGUGUCAAAGGUCAGUUAAAACUCAGAAACUCAUCAGCCCUCAUUGUUGGUGCUGGGGGUCUUGGUUGUCCAGCUGCUGUUUACCUUGCUGCUGCUGGGAUAGGGCGUUUGGGUGUAGUGGACUAUGACGAAGUUGACCUCAGCAAUCUACACCGGCAGAUUCUCCACACCACACAUCGUAUUGGGCUGUCAAAGUCCCUGUCUGUUUCACAGGCAUGUCACAGCAUUAACCCAAAUGUAGAGUACAUCCCUUAUCAACUACAACUAGACAGCAGUAAUGCACUGGAGAUAAUCAAGAGGUAUGAUGUCGUCCUAGAUGCCACUGACAAUGUUGCAACUCGUUAUCUCCUUAACGAUGCCUGUGUAUUAGCUGGCAAGCCUCUUAUCUCUGGAAGUGCCCUUAGGUUUGAGGGUCAGUUGACUGUAUACAACCAUGAAGGUGGCCCAUGUUACAGGUGUCUCUUCCCCCAGCCCCCGCCCCCUGAGACAGUCACCAACUGCUCAGAGGGGGGAGUCAUUGGAGUGGUUCCUGGAAUAAUUGGCUCUAUACAAGCCUUAGAAGCCAUCAAAAUUUUAUCUGGCAUCGGAACUUCUUUUAAGCAGCGUCUGUUACUAUUUGACGCACUGGACGGUACUUUUCGAUCUGUAAAACUGCGGCCGAGAUCCAAAGACUGUUCUGUCUGUGGGGACAACCCAACCAUCCACCAGCUGAUUGAUUAUGAGCAGUUCUGUGGGGCCAAGGCUUCGGAUAAGGAUCAUGAGCUACAUGUUUUAGACGAUAGCCUCAGGAUUAGUGCAAAGGAAUAUUCAGCCAUGUUGGAAAAAAGUGUCCCACAUCUUCUGCUGGAUGUAAGGCCAAGUGUUGAGCUGGACAUUUGUCAGUUGCCCCAUCCAGCCAUUAACAUUCCUUUUACAAAUUUGAUGAAAAACAUCCCAGAGGCUGUUGAGCAAAUAGAGAAAGAAUUUGAGCGAUUGGUCCCUGAGCAUUUACCUAACACCCACCUGAAUCCUACAAACACCCAACCUCACAUUGUGUGUGUUUGUCGCAGAGGAAAUGAUUCCCAGCUAGCUGUUGAAAGCCUCAAGAGUGUGUUGGCAGAAAAGUCUGUAACUGUGGUGGACAUUCGAGGGGGACUUCACAGCUGGGGCAGACAUGUGGAUACAGAUUUCCCUAUCUAUUAACUUUGAUGCAAUUUGCCUGGUGCCAGGUUCAAACUACUUGCGCUGCUUUACUAAGCUGAAUUCACAUUAGGUUAACUAGGUAAGUGAAGCCUAAAAACAGGGACCUGUUCUUUAAGGAUUAUUGGGAGGUUUAAACCUACCAGAACAAACAUGUGAAAAAAAAUUCUAUGUGCCUACUUUUUAAAUUAAAUUGGUUGUUUUAAACUGGGUUAUAAUUCUCUGUUUGGUUCAUUUUGUGAACAACUAGACAAGAGAAGGGGCUUGAUGCUGGCAUUAAUAAUAACAUGCAGGUAAUUAUGCUGUUUCAAUGGCUAUGAUAAUUCUGGCUAAUUUUUUGUU
This is a messenger RNA of Physella acuta, 1808 nucleotides long. Its product is annotated as adenylyltransferase and sulfurtransferase MOCS3-like. The record is from RefSeq and is a predicted model, not a curated record. NCBI's taxonomy places the organism in Eukaryota, Metazoa, Mollusca, Gastropoda, Physidae. Gene Ontology annotation, biological process: protein urmylation; tRNA wobble position uridine thiolation. Gene Ontology annotation, molecular function: adenylyltransferase activity; URM1 activating enzyme activity; thiosulfate-cyanide sulfurtransferase activity. Gene Ontology annotation, cellular component: cytoplasm; cytosol.